AUGGCGGCGAGUUGUGUUGGUGCGGACUGCACGGAAGUCGGCGUUGCCGCUGAAGUCGGAGCCGCUCCCACGGUGAUCGUCACCACAACACUUCGAAGGACGGUGACAGUCGGCUCCGUCACAUCAACGACAGUCGUCCCCGUCACCGUCUUCCAGACCCUCACUUUCCAGGACCCCGCGCUACGCACCCAGACGCUCACCGUGACAAUCACCUCCGGAGCCGUCGCGAGAAGCCAGCCCCUGAGCGAAGUGGGCUUCAACGCGGAUGCCGUGGCGGCCGUCACCCUGACCACGACCGUGGAGCUGGUCGCGACCAUCACCGGUGUCGUAACCGUCACCUCGGCCCUCUUCAACACCGUCUUCGUGACGCAAACCUUGGCUCCCAGCGCCACCGCCACGGUCUUCACCACCACGACCGUGGCGCCGCGGCCCGAAUUCACCGGUGGGCUCCUCCCCGGCGGCUUCAUCCCCCGACGGGCAACGAGGGCCUCAUCCCCGCGAACCCGCCCAACCUUUCCUCGGGCCUGCCGGACGGCAGCUCCCUCCUACCCCCGGAGCGGGACAGAACCCCACCAACGUUCCCACGGGCACGCAGCUGCCUCCCGGCGUCACCGGCAUCUUGCCCCCGGAAACCCUCAAUCCAUGAUGCCCACCAACAUGAACCCUUCACCUACGGGGCCCGUCCGCCCCGUUCCAGGCUCCAAUCUCACCUCGGACGAUAUCGCGGGCAUCGCGCUCGGCAUCAUCUUUGGCCUCUUCUUCCUCAUCCUCGCCGGGUUCCUCAUCUACCGCCUCAUCAAGAAGAAGGAAGCCCUCGACAUGUCUCGCCAGCAGCAGGAAAUGAUUUCUUCGGGAUCCCGCUCCAUCCCCGUCGGCGCGGCCAGCAUCCUCUCCAACGCCACCGAGAACAGGCUGAUUAAGCCUGCUCCCGCCGUCAUGGCCGCGGGGGCUCUCGGCAGCGAUGGCACGUCGAGCACGGGCCCUGGAGAGGGCGACGUGCGCAUCGUCAUUCGCCCGGCCCCCAAGCGCCGCACUCAAAGCUCUGGACUCUUUGCUCCUUCUGGGUCUGGCAAGGGCUCGCGCGCCACGUCGGGCGCUUCUUCUGCGGCUGCUGCCUUGGCGCAAGGCUCGCGAAGGGCGCAGUUCCCCAGGCCUCCUGGUUAUAAUGGACAGACGUAUAGCUUCUUCGUCGAGGAGAGCGGGUCGACGUCGCCGCAGGACCCCAAAGCUUGGAGCCUAGCGAGCGAUGACGGUAGCAGAGCCGGUCCCGGUUCUCCUGCAGAUAACUGGACUCCGACAUUCCCGAAGCCAUACGAUCCUACGCGCAGGGAUAACGGCAGAGACCGUGGCGCUGGUGGUUCUGGCGUUGGUGGCAGCGACUUCCUUAGCGUUGGAAGAGCCCUGUCACCUUGGAAGCCGAUCUAA
Parascedosporium putredinis is the source of this 1425-nucleotide messenger RNA. Lineage: Eukaryota; Fungi; Ascomycota; Sordariomycetes; Microascales; Microascaceae. The record is from the annotation of a GenBank genome assembly.